This is a messenger RNA of Lizanozyma spartinae, 1704 nucleotides long. It is a transcript of the gene NDE1, whose product is annotated as NADH-ubiquinone reductase (H(+)-translocating). Lineage: Eukaryota; Fungi; Ascomycota; Pichiomycetes; Serinales; Debaryomycetaceae. The transcript has a single exon. Gene Ontology annotation, molecular function: NADH dehydrogenase activity. The record is from RefSeq and is a predicted model, not a curated record. The coding region runs from base 1 to 1704 and encodes 567 amino acids.
AUGUUUGCCCAAAGGGUUUCUGCUGCCAGAUGGGCUUCUUCAAUGGGUCGCUCCUUCGCCCAAAGGAAAUCAGCUAUUAGAGCUAACAGUACCUCAACCAUUAAGCCAAAGCCAAAGAAGUCUUUCUUAGGUAAAGUUUGGAGAACAACUAAGUGGGGUUCUUUAUUUGCUGUUGUUGGUUCUGCUUCUUAUCUUUCCUACAAGGUGUACAAAGAAUCUCAUCCUCCAGCUCAAUUACCUCAAUUGCCUACUUUUGAAAAUGGUCAAGAAAGAAAGACCAUUGUCCUUUUGGGUUCUGGUUGGGGCUGUAUGUCUCUUUUGAAGAAUUUAGAUACUACUUUGUACAAUGUUGUUGUGGUUUCACCCAGAAACUACUUUUUGUUUACUCCUUUGUUACCUUCAGUUCCAACUGGUACUGUUGAAUUGAGAUCAAUUAUUGAACCUGUUAGAUCCAUUACAAGAAGAUGUCCAGGUGAAGUUAUUUAUUUGGAAGCUGAAGCCACUGAUAUCGACCCUUCUAAGAACGUCCUCACUAUUAAACAAUCUACUACUGUCCACUCAGGUCACUCUGGUAAGGAUACAUCAUCUUCCAAGUCUACUGUUUCUGAAUACACUGGUGUUGAGGAGAUCAUAACCACUUUACAUUACGAUUACUUAGUUGUUGGUGUUGGUGCGCAACCUUCAACUUUUAACAUUCCUGGUGUCGCUGAACACUCCACCUUUUUGAAGGAAGUUUCCGAUUCUAUCACUAUUAGAAAGAGAUUGAUGGAUGUUAUUGAAGCUGCCAACAUUUUACCAAAGGAUGACCCUGAAAGAAAGAGAUUGUUAUCUGUCGUUGUUUGUGGUGGUGGUCCAACUGGUGUCGAAGUUGCUGGUGAAAUUCAAGAUUACAUUGAUCAAGAUUUAAGAAAAUGGAUUCCUGAAGUUGCUGAAGAAUUGGAUGUUACUUUGAUUGAAGCCUUGCCAAAUGUGUUGAACAUGUUCAACAAGAAAUUGAUUGACUAUACCAAGGAAGUUUUUGAACAAACUAACAUUCACUUGAGAGCCAACACUAUGGUUAAGAAAGUUGAUGACAAGGUUGUUAUUUGUCAAGUUAAGGAUGCUAAAGACGGUUCUACUAAGACCAUUGAAGUUCCUUACGGUGUAUUAAUUUGGGCCACAGGUAAUGCUCCUAGAGAUAUUGUUCGUAACUUGACUACCAAGAUCAACGAGCAAAAGAAUGCUAGAAGAGGUUUGUUAAUUGACGAUAAGUUGUUGGUUGAUGGUACUAGCAACAUUCACGCUUUGGGUGAUUGUACUUUCUCCAAGUUUGCCCCAACUGCUCAAGUUGCUUUCCAAGAAGGUAUCUUCUUGGCAGGUCACUUUGAACGUUUGCACGAGAUUGACAGUAUCAAUUACACUUUACAACACCCAACUGCCAAUGAUAAUGUCGACCGUUUAUCCAAGAAGUUGGCGAAGUUGGAAUCUAAGUUGCCUCCAUUUGUUUACAAUCAUCAAGGUUCUCUUGCCUACAUUGGUUCCGAAAGAGCUGUUGCUGAUUUGGUUAUGGGUGAUUGGUCUAACAUCUCUGCUGGUGGUUCAUUAACCUUCUUGUUCUGGAGAUCUGCCUACAUUUACAUGUGUCUUUCUGUUAAGAACCAAAUCUUGGUUUGUUUGGAUUGGGCCAAGGUUGCCAUGUUUGGUAGAGACUGUUCUAAGGAGUAA